Molecule: messenger RNA, 7400 nt
Organism: Lagopus muta (rock ptarmigan)
Lineage: Eukaryota; Metazoa; Chordata; Aves; Galliformes; Phasianidae
Gene: ARHGEF7
Product: Rho guanine nucleotide exchange factor 7
Exons: 17
Coding region: 3056-4936 (626 amino acids)
Biological process (GO): intracellular signal transduction
Molecular function (GO): protein binding; guanyl-nucleotide exchange factor activity
Source: RefSeq, a predicted model, not a curated record
UGCUGUUUUGAUGUUAAAACCUAUGGGUUUUUUCCCUACAAGUAACUGGAAUGAAUGCACAAAUACAGCAAAGAUAAGGUUUAAUUGUUUCAGUGGGUGGAAGAGUGCUCUUAGUUCAAUUGAAUAUAUAUCCAUUAUGACAUUUUAGUCAAAGUAAAUUGAUGUUUUAAUUUUUUUUUUUUUUAAGCCUAAAGAGGGCUGCUAAGUCUUAGGGUUUCUCUGAUAGGUCCACAUGUUACAUAAAGUCAUAAUAAAUAUACGUAAUGUAAUAAAACGUUGUUUGUUAAAUUAGGAUUUAGUUAAAGAUCCAGUUGGACUGUGUACAAAAUAAGUUAAAGCUUGCCUACUUUAGUUAAUAACUUAGGCCAGUGUCAGGGCUAACAGUUUACUUCAUUGAAAAUAAAAGAAAGUAAAUGUUUGAAAGUAAAUGGCUAAAGCCAUAGUUAAGGAGGCAAAGUUACAAAAGGCCAUGAAGUUUUGAAGCAAUGUCUUUGUUUUCUUUUUAUAAUUGUUUCCUGAAUAACAUAUUGCCAUUAUCACAGAAAUUUGAGUUACUAUCCACUUUAGGAAUCACAGAAUCGCAAGGUUGGAAACGACCUGCAAGAUCAUCCAGUCCAACCACCCCCCAUUCCUAUCAGUACCACAAGCACUAAACCUUCUCUCGCAGCUCCUCAUCCACACGCCUCUUGAACACUGCCAGGGACGGAGACUCCACCACCUCCCUGGGCAGCCAUUCCAGUGCCUGACCACUCUCUGAGAGAAAAAGUUUCUCCUAAUAUCCAACCUAAACCUCCUCUGGUACAACUUCUGGCCAUAGCAGCUAGGAAGCAGCUAGCCAUAGCUACGUUCUACAGUUGUCUGUCAUUUUCUGUUGUAAAUGAUAAAUAGUGACAUUGGUGACAUCACACACUCAAAACCAGGUUAUUUUUCACCUUGAUCAGGUGCAUUGAUCUGAUGAGAUAAGUUUCCUUCUGUUUUGACUGCUAGCUAUUUAUUAACUAAUGAGGAUCUGUCGUGUCCUGAGGGGGAAAACUGACUUAUCCAUAGUAAUAUAGAUGGUAAAUUAAAGCAUUGGCCCUAGAAUAUUGUUCUGAAGUCUGUCAGCAGUGAAUUAGAUAAUUGUUUUGUUUUCACUUUUUUCUGCACUGUAACAAAUACCUUCAAUUGUUAAUUUCAUCACCUUAUUAUUUUUGUUUAAAAAAUGAGAGGCUGUGCUAUAGCAUGCACUUUGUUUCCAAGAGGUAAGACUUUAUUGCUGUUCUUAAAAUUUAAAUUAGGGUAGAUGGCAUCUACAUUUUCUUGAAACAUUCUAAGUGCUUACUACGGCAAUAGAACCCAAAUAAUUAUUUUAAGUCAUUAGUAUGUAGUGAUAUUUAAAGGUAGAUUAAUAAUCAAACAGUUUAAACUGUGAAUUGAGUUUUUUUUUCUAUUUUUGCUGUGUGAGCUGCAACUCCUGCUUUAUGUAACUGGUCAUGGUUACAGAUGUGGUUCUUCCCUAUGAUAAGCAUUUCAUCAUCAAUCCACAUGAAACCCAUACUCAAGGUCAAAAAAGAGUAGCUCCUAAUGAACUGUAGAUGAAAGAGCAUAGCCUGAGUUAGAGUAAGCAUUAAAAACUGUGUUGCUGUCACUUGACAGCCAAGCAUGUUCUGGGACUGGUGUGCUGGAAUUCCUUGCUUCUGUUGAGUUGUGACUGUAUUCCUUCAUACAUACUAAGACCCUGUAAACCUCAUGAUUAUUUGUUGCUAUCUUUCCUAGGGAAGGAUUUAUGCUGCAGGUAGCACCUGUGAGUGUGUUGGUCAGCCUGAGGAAAAGAAUCAAAGGACAGUUCAGAGGAAACUCAGGAAGUGGUAGGAGAGGCUUUGCUAAUCUCCCCUUCUGGGAAAACAACUGCAUAGGCUCAGGAAAGUGCUUAAAAUGAAGAUGAGACUGCUUUCUUCUGUUCUUCAUCUCCGUGUAAACAUGUUCAUGGAUUUGCAGAACUCCACUCGAAGUUCGUAACACAGAUGGUGAUGGUCUCUGUGCUUUAUUAGUGGUGCCUCGCAGUUGGGGUUGCUUGAAAGUAUGGGAUGCGUUUGGUUUAUUGUUACACUUUGCCUAGCUGGAGACUGUGGGUUACUGGAGUGACUGUGCUGCAGCAUCUUCUCCAUUAAAUGCUACAAGUCUGAACAGGAUAUAAUAUGAACCAGACUUGUUGGAAGUGUUUCUAACUUGACCAUGUAGAAGUAAUUCAGUAGCCUGCCGCUGAAGAAGCGAUCGUAUUAUUGCAUGUUAUUCCCUGAGGACAGAAUGGGUUAUGUUUUAUUUUUUCUUGUUGAUUCCUUGAGAAUUUAAAACUUGGCAUCCCGCAUAAAAAUUAUCUUGGCUUAGAAGAUAAUUGUGUGGAAUCUAAGCAGCUUUUCUAGAAGCUGGUAAAGAAAUGGACAGCAUUCUCUAUGGUAUGAGUAUUUUGAUAAGUGAUUGGAAAACAACUGUGCCUUCUGAGGCCCUGCUUUUCAAGUUGGAGCAAGUAUUUGUAUUUAUCAAAGUUCAUGAAUGUUUGAGAGGGCACUGGAGAUAAUGGGAUACUUUUGUGGUGCUUUACAGUGCUCCUCUUGAGACCUCUUUUAGGGAAUAUAGUCUGAGUUGCAUGAUCCAAGAACAUUAGACAUUGACUGCUUUUGCUGAACAUGUGAUACUCCACUUGAAUGCUUUACUGCUUGCAUAAAAUGAGAAUGUGCUGCAGGAUCAUGCCCAAGUGUCGCUAUGAAAUCUGCCUUUUUUCCCUCUGUUGGAAGGUGAUCAGCUUUGUGCAGGUCAUUUAAAUCCAUUUUUGGGUGGUAGCUUUCCCCUUAGGGAAAUGACUGGGGUUUUGUGUGACAGAAUUGUUAACCAAGCUUGAAUUUUCCAUGCCUUGUGAUUGAGAGAGCUUGUGCUCUGUGAGCUCAGUUUUCUGUGCCUGCCAUUCAUCAGUGUUACGGAUUGUAAAAGCUGCCACUUCAAUGCUGCUCUUUUGGUACCCAGACUUAUCUGUGCAAAUGUUGUGGUGGAGCUGUGGAAACAAGGUCUUCGAGGUCUCAUGGGGUCUUGCAGCAGCCAGAACACACGGAAAACAGGAAAGGGAAGAAAGGUGCUACAAAAUAUAUUAGAAACAGAAAAUGAAUAUUCUAAGGAGCUACAGACAAUGCUUUCGAACUACCUGCGACCAUUACAAGCCAGUGAAAAGUUAAACUCGACAAACACUUCAUACUUAAUGGGAAAUCUGGAAGAAAUAAGUUCUUUUCAGCAGAUGCUUGUACAGUCUUUAGAAGAAUGCACCAAGUUGCCUGAAGCUCAGCAGAGAGUUGGAGGAUGUUUUCUAAAUUUGAUGUCACAAAUGAAAAGCUUAUACCUUGCCUACUGUGCCAAUCAUCCAUCAGCAGUAAAUGUUCUCACAGAACAUAGUGAGGAGCUAGGAGAAUUCAUGGAGGUGAAAGGUGCCAACAGUCCUGGGAUCCUUGUACUGACCACAGGCCUCAGCAAACCUUUUAUGCGUCUGGAUAAAUACCCCACGUUACUCAAAGAGCUUGAAAGGCACAUGGAGGAUUAUCAUCCAGAUCGUCCAGAUAUUCAAAAAUCCAUGACAGCCUUCAAAAACCUUUCUGCACAAUGUCAAGAAGUACGGAAACGGAAAGAACUUGAACUACAAAUAUUAACAGAAGCAAUCCGCUGUUGGGAGGGGGAAGAUAUUAAAACGCUUGGCAAUGUGAUCUACAUGUCCCAGGUCAUGAUUCAGUGUGCUGGAAGUGAGGAAAAGAAUGAAAGGUAUCUUCUUCUCUUCCCUAACAUUUUGUUAAUGUUGUCUGCCAGCCCAAGAAUGAGUGGGUUCAUUUAUCAGGGGAAGCUACCAAUGACUGGAAUGACUAUCACAAAGCUAGAAGACAGUGAAAACCAUAAAAAUGCAUUUGAAAUAUCAGGAACUAUGAUUGAAAGGAUAUUAGUGUCAUGUAACAACCAACAAGAUUUGCAUGAGUGGGUCGAUCACCUGCAGAAACAAACCAAAGUCACAACUGUUGGGAAUCCCACCAUUAAACCUCAUUCUGUGCCAUCUCACACACUUCCUUCCCAUCCAGUGACACCCUCCAGCAAGCACUCGGACAGCAAGCAGAUACCACUGACUCCUGCAUAUCACACUCUCCCUCAUCCGUCACAUCAUGGGACUCCACAUACCACGAUAAACUGGGGACCUCUGGAACCUCCUAAAACACCCAAGCCCUGGAGUCUGAGCUGUUUACGGCCCGCACCUCCUCUACGGCCUUCAGCAGCACUUUGUUACAAAGAGGAUCUAAGUAAGAGCCCUAAAACCAUGAAAAAGCUGCUUCCCAAACGCAAGCCAGAACGGAAGCCAUCAGAUGAAGAAUUUGCACUGAGAAAAAGUACAGCUGCUUUAGAAGAAGAUGCUCAAAUUCUUAAAGUCAUUGAAGCAUAUUGCACAAGUGCCAAAACACGUCAAACACUAAACUCAACAUGGCAAGGCACUGACCUGAUGCAUAAUCACGUCUUGGCUGAUGAUGACCAAUCAAGUCUAGACUCCUUGGGUCGUCGCAGUAGUCUUUCUCGUUUGGAGCCUUCAGACCUCUCAGAAGACUCUGACUAUGACAGUAUAUGGACAGCCCAUAGUUACAGAAUGGGGUCUACAUCUCGUUCCCGCAAAGAAUCAGCUCCUCAAGUCCUGCUUCCAGAAGAAGAGAAAAUCAUUGUAGAAGAAACUAAAAGUAAUGGUCAGACUGUUAUAGAAGAGAAAAGCCUUGUUGACACAGUAUAUGCAUUAAAGGAUGAAGUACAGGAGUUAAGACAGGAUAACAAAAAGAUGAAGAAAUCCUUAGAAGAAGAACAAAGAGCUCGCAAGGACUUGGAGAAGCUUGUUAGAAAAGUUCUAAAGAACAUGAAUGAUCCAUCUUGGGAUGAAACCAAUUUAUAACUAUUUUUUUUCUUUCUAUUGAAAGACCAGUUGUAAAACUGAGCUGGGAAGCCUUCUGACAUUAGUCAGUGUUGCAUCAAGAGCACUACAAAACAGGAUUUAACUGGAUCUGGUGAUUUCUUGCUCUGAACAUAUAGAAACAGUCAAGCCAUUCACUGAAGCAAUCUGUACACUAGGUGUUGGAGACUGUGGAUCCUGAACUCUACUAAACUUAAUUUGUUUGCAUCUAAAUUACCUCAUUUUGCAGAAAGUGCAGCAUCUGACUAAAAGUCCAUGUUUUUCAGUGGCUUUUUAAUUAAAUAUAUAUAUUUUUCUUGUAAAUAUCUGUAAUUUUGAAUGCAUAUGUGGUUGGUAUAUCAGGGCUGAUAUGUUGUUUUUUUCCUUCUUGUUCUUACAACGGUCACAAGUGUUAGAAAGGUGGCAGUACUGUCUUAGCUAAGAAGGGUCAGAGUUCUUUGUGGCUAAUUAUGGAUUUGCUCCAAAAUGCUCACUCGUCACACAUGCAAAUUUAAAAACUUGUUUUUCCUAUUGACCAGUGUAUUUAAAUCCUUUCCUGUUAUUUAUGUCUGCACAUACGUUUGAAGCAGUUUACAAUUGCUUAGAAACAGUAUUAAACUACAGGAAAUUGUUUAUUGAUGGUGGAAACCAAAUUUAACGACACUAAUGCCCAUGAUUUAUGUUCAUGUACUUUUAUUUGGCAGACUAAUCUGUUGUGCUUUGACCACCAGAAGACUGAUGUACUUGCCUGCUUUUUGACUGUGAUUUUUAGGUGUUUAUGUACUACUUUUUUGUUGUUGUGCUUAAGCAUACAGCUGGCUGGUAAUUUAAUGGAUCAUACAGUUUGUUAAAGCAAAAAAAAAAAAAAAAAAAAAAAAUCAAUCUAAUCCAUAAUUUUGUGAAUAAAUUGUUGCUAUUUAUUUUUUAUGGUCACAACAAUUAAAUUCUAGCUAACUUUUUUUUUUUUUUUUUGCAUAAGGUGCAUGGGCCAGGGCAAACUUCACUCAGAGCUUUGUUUUUUUCACCACUGUUUAAGAUUUGGGUUGGAAUUCCCAAAGUAUGGAUGCAAUCAUUCCUUUCCCACCCUGUUUUCUCAGCAUACUGCUGGUUUCUGUCCCACGAGGAGUUAAAUGGAAACAAUUUGGAAAUACGAUUUUUUUUCAUCGUACUGUAAUUCAUUUUUUUGCAUCACUGACUGAUUGGGAAAUGCAUAUCAUGAACGUACCUGAACAUUUUUAUUCCCUAGUCUGCUAGGUGCAAUUACCACAAUCCUUUUCUUUCUUUAAAGUAGGAGAUGCUACAUCACCACAAAUGCUGAGCUUCAUUUGGAGCACUUAAAAUACCCAUUCAAGCUCAUUGUAAGAGUCCCCUUGAUUUCAGCAAACUGUGGGUCACACUGUAGGUGGUACAGCUUUCUCAGGAGUUUUUCUUCACUUGACAGCAGAUGUGCAGGUAUAGUGCAGACCCAAGUUGCACCUUUUGCCAUCUUGAUUUUCUGCUGCCCAUUAAUUCUCCUUAAGUGUAAGCAAAUGUUUAUGUAAACUGUAAUGAAUUGAUGCCAAAAUGGUUAGGGUGGUAAAAAUUAUCGUGCAUAUUGUGAAUCUAAUGAAAAAAUGUUCUUAAAGCUGUUCUUUCUAGAAAAAAAUGUGAAUAGCUUUCUCUUUUUUUUAAUAGGAAAGAACAUUAAUGAUUACAUUACUGCAGAAUUCAGUGAGGAUACUUAAUCUGAACUACUUGUCUGAUUUUAAAAGCUGAAUAGAUUUGUAGUAUUUUCAUCUGUGUUCCUCUGAUUUCUUCCCUUAGUUCUAAAGGAGCAGACUGGGUAAGAAAACUGGAGAAUGUCUACAAUAUCUAGUUAAAUAUACUCACUGAACUUUAGGGUUUUGGCAGUUCUUGAUAGCAAAAUCUUUUCCUAGCAAAAUCUCAGCAGUUGCGCAAAAAUGUGUGCUGGCAUUUACAAUGCUCUUCAUCCUUAGAAAAUAGUCUUGCUAAAAGCUAAGUGAUAUUAAGCCCUGCAAAUUCAUGGCUAAUUGGCUGAAUUUAGGGUCGAGAAUGACAUAAUUAAAAUUUUGCUAACACUUUUACUUCUGACAUCAAGGCCGUUCUCAGAUUGAGUUUUAACUUUCAAUUGUGCAUAUGUGAAAGGACAUUCCAGAGGAAGUAUAAAAGGAGAACAUGAAUCUUAGCAGUAUUUAGCAAAUUUUAACUCAGGAACAACUUGGAUCAUAACACGACUUUGUUUUACAUCGUAUUGUAAAGAGUAGCAUUGCUGUGUAAAUUUGCUGACACGUAGUACCUGUGAUUAAGAUAAUUUCUGACAGUACCCCUAUACUGAUAUCUAAUGAACAUGCCUUAAACACUGGGAUCAAGCAGUUGUUAAAUAUGACCAGAACCUGGGGACUGAUUUUAUUUGAGGUGGAUUGGGAUGAUGAGUUUUUACAAAAAAAAAAAAAAAAGAAAAAGAAAA